GCUGGGCACACCAACGGGCGGCCAAAAUGGCGGCGUGGGGCUCGGACCGCGCUGCGGCGUGGUAGGGCCUCCCUUCCCUCCCCCGGUCCUCCGCGGGCCGGGCAGCGGAGCGGCCAGCGCGCUAUAUAAGGCACGGCCCGUCCCGGUCCGACUCGGCCCAGAUACCCGCCGCCGGAUUCCGGCGUGGGGGUUGGACGAGGGCACCGAGGCAAAUGUGCAAUACCAAGAUGUCCUCCCUGACGGAUGCUGCUUCUGUCACCGCUUCGGAGCAAGAGGCGCUGGUUAAACCAAAGCCACUAUUGUUGAAGUUGUUAAAGUUAGCUGGUGCAGAAAAGGACACUUUUACUAUGAAGGAGGUAAUAUUCUAUCUUGGACAAUAUAUUAUGUCUAAACAAUUAUAUGAUGAAAAACAGCAACAUAUUGUACACUGUGCAAAUGAUCUCCUGGGGGAUUUAUUUGGAGUAACAAGCUUUUCAGUAAAAGAACACAGGAGACUAUAUUCAAUGAUUUCCAGAAAUCUGGUAGCAAUCAAUCAACAAGACUCUACGCUUGCUGACACACCUGAGGAUGAUGCCAGAUUUCAGCUUGAAGAAGAAAAUGUUCUAAAGGAAUCUAUGCAAGAGAUAGAAGAGAAGCAAACUUCAUCAAACGUGACUUCCCGACCAACUACAUCUUCUAGGAGGAGAACACACAGUGAAUCUGAAGAAAAUUCUUCAGAUGACCUGCAUAGUGACAGAAGAAAACGACACAAGUCGGACAGCAUUUCGUUGACGUUUGAUGAAAGUCUCUCAUGGUGUGUAGUCAGUGGUUUGUGCCGUGAAAGAAGCAAUAGCAGCGAUUCAACAGAUUCUCUUUCCAUUCCUGAUCUUGAUGCCAGUUCAUUAAGUGAAAACUCUGAUUGGUUUGACCACAGUUCUGUUUCAGACCAGUUCAGUGUAGAGUUUGAAGUUGAGUCUAUUUAUUCAGAAGAUUAUAGCCAUAAUGAAGAAGGGCAGGAGCUCACAGAUGAAGAUGAUGAGGUAUAUCAGCUGACAAUUUACCAGGAUGACGAUAGUGAUGCUGAUUCAUUUGAUGAAGAUCCAGAGAUUUCUCUAGCCGAUUAUUGGAAGUGUCCCGAAUGUAGCGAAAUGAAUCCCCCACUACCACGACAUUGCCACAGAUGCUGGGCCCUUCGUGAGGACUGGCUUCCAGAUGAAAAGAGUGAUAAAUUGGAAAAGAGCAAGUCAGAAACUAACUUCCCCCUGGAGUCUGAAGAAGGUUUUGAUGUUCCUGACUGCAAGAAAGUGAAAAUGACGGAAGACAAAGAACCGGCCAUGGAAGAGAAUGAGGAUAAAGCAGUACAAAUUUCUGAGUCCCAGGAAAGUGAAGAUUAUUCUCAGCCAUCGACAUCGAGCAGCAUGUUUUGUAGCAGUCAGGAGGACUAUAAGGAACCUGAGAAAAGAGAAAUGCAAGACAAGGAGGAAAGCGUGGAAUCCAGUCUACCUGUUACCAGCAUAGAGCCCUGUGUCAUAUGUCAGAGCAGACCUAAAAAUGGCUGCAUAGUACACGGCAAAACGGGACACCUCAUGUCGUGUUUCACGUGCGCAAGGAAGCUUAAGAAGAGGAACAAACCCUGCCCGGUGUGCAGACAGCCCAUACAAAUGAUUGUACUAACUUAUUUUAGUUAGAUGGAUGUUGACUGGAAAGCAACAAAAGGAACUUCAUAAACUGGUUAAGAGAGCAAGAAAUUAUUUUUGUAUGCUUAUUGGAAAAUUAAUAUUUUGAGUCUCUUUACAUUUGGUAUGAAAAGUAAUUGCUGAAAUAAAUGCACUGGAGUUAUUAAGAGGUUAGCCUAAUAUUCAUAAAUCAACCUGAAGAUUUUAAAUCCCUCAAUAGAAGUAACCAAUUCCUUUAAACUGCCUGUGUUUUAUGUUCCAUACAAGUUGUUGAUAUUUGUUUUACCGCAUUAAAUACAUACAUUAAAAACCCAAAUUUGGUGAUUAUGAGAGGAGAGACAUGUUGAAGAGUUUGUUAAUGUGAGUUCCUCCUCUUACGAACGUAGAAGAUUCUUCAGAUUCCAGUAUCUGUUGCCUGGCGAAGACACCGGGCUCAAUCAGUACCCUCUGAAUAAGUCAAUAAAAUAAAUAAAUAGAAUCUUGUCUCCCUCAUUCCCAAAACUUAAAUUCCUCCAAGUAACCGAAUUCUGGGGGAGAUCUUACCAGGAAUUGGGGGAAGAUGUGAUAGAAAAUCAUUUAGGGUUUUGGAAAUAGAAAGGGGUACUGUGUGUCUUUUAUUUUUAUAGCAUGCAUUGUAAACGUCAGGGCUGAAUCCAAGUUCAGUCUUACAGUUAUCUCUUAAACAGAUUGAGAAACUGAAUUUUAAAAAGCUUUAUGGGUUUGGAAGUCUGUAUUAUCCUGGUUAAUAUUUUAGCUUGAGAAGACGCUUGAACAGGCAAGAUAAAUGAAGGAUAAAUGUAAUAUCAAGUCAUGUAAUAUUGGGAGACAGUUGUAUUCUUUUUCUGCACUCGUUUUUGACUUCAACAGUACAGCACGCAGCUUGGUCACAACAUUCGCUUGAAUAAAAAUAGCAAGGAAAAAAAGUCCACCUCCAUCUGCAGAAACAAAUAAGCUCCGUAGUUCUAGUUCACAUAAAUGUUCUUAAAAUUCAGUAGUCUUUCCAACUUGAACUGUUCGUAUCACAAGGAUUCUGAAAAUCUCUUGCAAGGCAUUUGGCCAGCUCGAAAUUGGUCUCAUUGGACCUCUCCUUUACUGCUUUUAGCUCUCGUCUCCGCGCUGUACUUUGUCAAAAGCUGUGUGAAACUUUAUCAGUUCCUUUAUUACGCAGUCUGCUGACUGGCUCAGUUUUGUGGUGCGGUGCGUUCAGAGUAGGUCGCGUGCAUAUAUUUUUGUAAGCUAAGGUAUCUUCAGGAUAUGGUCAGAUUCCUCGGGCCGUUUUUCACAUGGAGAGUUUCUGUACCAGUGAGUUGUAUUUAUUCCUAUGGAAAAGUAGAUUACAAGAGGAAUUGUAGGUUUGUAACACCCUUUAAUUUUACAUGUAGUUGCUGAUCAUCUGCCCAAUAGAAAACGGCAGAUGAGUAGUUUGAGCGUCAGGGGAGCGCCAAGAUGUAGCCCAAAUGCAGAAAUUGUGCUGUGUUACCAUCCUGCAGGACAAGGAUAAACAGCUUCCUUAACAACACCAGUAGGAAACUGUUGAUGCCUGUGUGCUAGCGCAGAGGCUUUUACUGCUCUAAUUACCUUCACCUCAGAGCUGAGUAACCACAGUUACUCUGGUAUAAAGUGUCCAUAAACCAGGGCCUGGAAUACAAGGAAUUACCUAGGAAAAGGACGUAGAGCUGUUACAGGAGAGACUCGGUAAACCCUUGGUUCUUACUUGCCUGCGAAGAAAUACCUUCACAGGUAAAGACUGAAUGACCGGAUCAGUCAUGUUUUGUUCAUACAUUUCAGCUAAUUUUUGAAAAAUGCUACUAAAGGAUACAGAUGUCUCUGAAGUUUAACCAUAAUUCAUUUUAAGUGAACAAAACGUCAACCCUUGUUGCAUAUGUUUCUUUGUAUUUUUGCAGAUUUCUUGCCCCUUGCAAUUUGUAAAGCGACAGCAGGUAGCCGAAGUUCUUGAAGUUCUUUGGUCAGCAGAAGCCUUUCACGGGUUUUGUGGGGCUUAAUAAUCCUUCAGCCCGAGAUAGAGAAGUCCUUGGGGCACAUACUUACAUUUUUCAAGUAGAGAUGCUUCUAAUAGAUGGCUGCCUGCCUUAAUUCACACUGCUUCCUAUUUGUUUUUCUUAGGUUUUUUAUGUGAUGAACUUAAGUGCAGUGAAGUUGGCAGAGGCUCUUCCAAGUGCAGCUCAGAACCAAGUAGCGGUCCUAAUCUGCAGCUGAGAAAGAAUUGUAGAGGUGUACGUUGAGGAGGACUUAAAACUUUGUCCGUUACAUCGUCUCCUAUGGCGUAUGCUUUUUCAGUGCGAUGCUCGCUCUGCAGUCGUGGUGAUGGCCGUGUAACUGCAGUCCUGGGAGAGCAGCUCUUCCCUAGGUCCUGCUGGCACAAGUUGUACCAUCCCGUUCUUGGUGUUCUCUUCCAAUCAGUCCCCUUCAGUAAGCUCCGCAUUUUUAAAAAAAUAGUAUUUCAGCUCUCUAAAAGGCACGUAUGGUCAGAGCAAUGACCCCAGUCACUCAGCUUUGGGAUUUUUCUUCAACACCAAUUUCAUCUCCCACUAAUGCUUUCUGCUUUGGCAAAAGAUGAAGCAAGAGCAUAACGGCAUCAUAAAUUUUCCCUUUUAGGAGCUGAAAUUGUACUCCCUUAGCGUGUUUCCUGUUGUGGAGAAUAGCCCUGGAAAUGCCCUCCGCUCCAUCCAGUGCUGAGGUUUAAUUUCUGCGUCCAUGGCCAAACUCCUGUGUCGGAGUGAAUCUUUGUUUCAAAUUCUAUUUUCUGGCUUAAUAUUAUUCUUAAUAACUUCUAGUAAAACUUCGGGGGGGUGUUUGGUUCCCCCCCAAAACAUGCCUUACAAAUAAGUGUGGGUGUCUGUUCCAGUUCUUACUGGAACCGCUGGCAAGCGGUGUCUGCCUGGGGUUUUGGGGAGGGUGUAGGUGAUGCUGCGGCUCCAAAAGGCUGCCGUCCACGGCUCUGUCCCCACAGGGGGUCCCUGUGGGUGGGCGGUGACCAGCCCGCUGGUGUCACCCUGCUCUGUCACCCUGUAAACACAUUUCUGGCCUCGGGUAGCGGCACCAAAGUUGGUGAUGUUUUAGCAUAGAAGUUGACAAUUGUUCUUACUCGACGAGUGAGGUUUUUGAGGUCCUUAUUUAAUACCCUACACGUUUUAAUCUUUAAUUUAUUACAGUUUGUAAAUAUUCUUGUGCUUAGAGUUGGUGUUUUGAGCUUUAAUUUAUUGAAUUAGUCUACUGGUACGUGUGUAGAUACAUAAAUAUGCAUACUGAGUAAAUCACAGUCGAAAGAAGAAUAUUUAAGAAAUUGUAGCAGAAUAAAGAGAAUUAUUCAGAUUAUAUUCAGAUGAAGAGGGGCGUGGGAAGAUUUAUGUCUUUGUUUUCUUUUUUCCUUCCCUUAAACAACUUCUGCGUUGAACCUGAACGGCAUUUAUUUAAGUAGAGAUGGAGGCUGGUGCAGCAUUGUCAGAGUGACAGGAUUUUGAUGGUGUUUGUUUUCCUUUGGGAAUGGUUUUGCAUCUCCGAGAACGGGCAGGAAGCUGAGUGACUGCUUCCUUGUGCUGGUAACCUCGGAGGGGAUGGGCUGGAAGAUGCGGUGAGGUGCUGAGAGGCUUCACGGUUAAUUGGCAACGGGUGGUUAAUUGCCUUUGCCUUUGCACAUGUGGCCAAGAUGCUGAUAAAAUGAGACAGUGCACAGUUUUCAAUAAUUGUCUUCGCCUGUUUUUUCAUGUACUUCAAAUAGACAAUAGUUUUGUGCAAAUGCUACAAGAACUCGCAUUUAUUCUUUUUUAUAAAGUACAAUAAACCCACUUUUUGAUUUAAAUACGACUUUUUCACUAUGUAGCUACUUAUUAGUAUUGAAAUCCAACUCCUGACCCAAGGAAGCGAAGUGCAAAUUGACGCACUCAAGGCAGAUGGGAAAGUUGCUUCGUUUCAGUGUCUGACACUUCCCGAAGAGGCUAGAAGCGUUGAAUAUUAAAAUAUGCGAGAACCAUUAAUACUCAGUCCUCACUUAAGAUUUAUUAGUUAUGAAGUCUGCUGCUUUUGUCCUUUAAAAGAUGUGCACAGCUGAAACAGGAGCAGCUGGAUUGACGGUGAUGUUGAGCAUUGACUGCAAAGAUGGUGCGUUCUGUUGAGCAGCAGCAGCCGCCCUCGAAUGUUGUUUCAGCGUCACCGGGGAGCGCACAGAAGACCCGUGUGUCACAUCGUGCCACGCAGGGGGCUGGGGCUGCCGCCUCAGGUAGCGGGUUGCUUUGGAAAAGGUAAAAGUGCAACAGAACUUUAAUUGAUGGAAAGCGUUACAUCUGUUGUAACAGUGUGGUAUGAUUUUAUCCCCGAGUUCUGUUUGCUGUGAAUCUGUUUAAAUGUCGCCGUCUCUGAAAUGUCUGUGCGGGUGUGAAGCUGCGUGCAAGGCUUCGGGCAGAUUUUUCCCCUUAAAGACUAAUAUGAGGGAAAAACAAUUCCUCAUCCUUAUAGAAAGCCUCCACAAGAAUAAUGCGUCAGAAAACCGUGUUCUUACAGAAGAGAGAUUAGGAAAUGAUUAGAAGCAUAAUGAAACUGAAUAAACUGAAAUGAAUUUGUGGGAUUAGCAUAGGGGUGAAGAACUUCUCUUCCCCAUCUUAAUUGAAAGCUGUGUGGUGUUAGGGUAUAAUUUUAGAAGUAAGAGUUGGUAAUUUUAAAGCAGUUAAUUUAUUCAGCGUGUUAACUUGCCACAUGUAUGGUGCGGAGCAGUUAUCCCAGGGAGAUCAUGAUAUUUUGUUGUUCAACGCUCGGCCUAAAAGGGGACUUUUGCUGUCGUGGUGCUUCCCUGUGGGAAAGAGUGCGGAACGUGGGCCCAUGCAGGGGACUGGCAGGCGGGCGGGCGGGCAGCCGUCCUCCCUGCGCCGAGCUCUGUUGGCCACUCUCUUGUCAUUCACAGCGUAGGGUCACCCCAUUACUUAAUAAAGCACAUGAUGUAGCGUGUUUGUGCUCCUGCUGCCUGGCCCCGGCAUUAUUGUAUGUCCGGCUCCCAGAGGAGCUUCGUUAGUGCAGCAGCUCUCCCGGCUGGUGUCUGACUGUUCCGGGGGGAGUUACCUGCCGGGCUAACGGAGCUUUUCCAGCUCAUCCGUACCCGACUCAAAGUCUUGUCUUGAGUUAUUUAUCAUUUAAAAGUUGCACAAAUGAUGUAAAGAAAAAAAACAACCCUGAAACCUGAGCUUAGGAGAUAUUUUAACAAUGGACUGCACUUACUGAACACGAAAAAUUGUUGCUUUUAACUAAUGUGUGCUUUUAUUUUUUAUUUAGCAUAGAUGUACACCAAAAGCUUUAAGUGAAUGCCUCUCUGUAGAGUGUAUAUAUAUAUAUAUAGAGAGAGCGCCUACGCGUAAAAUUUGUUGGUGAUAGUUAAAGAGGUGUUGCCUCCCCUUUUGAGCAGAUGUUGCUUUAACUUAAUGGCCUGACCUUUAAAGGACAGUUCUCGGUUUUGAGCUAUAUUAAUGGCUGUCACCAUGAUGAUCCCAUGAUAUCUAAAAUACCAAAUGGCUUUUCCAGAAGCAGAGUCUUACUUUGUUGUCUCACUACCCGUAGCUGGAAUGACUAUGAAACAGACGUGGUUUAUAGUGAAUUUAAUUAACUAUGCAAUUUCGCCGCUAAUCCUAGAUGAUUGUGCUUUCAAGACCUUGUCGUGGUGCGUUACCUCCUGGGUGCCCAGUGCACCUACUGCCGCAGUCAGUUACCAUUAUACCCAUAGCCACCCAAAGCGCACAGAGUGUAGCUCCAUUUAUGAGAAGAAUUUUCAUGUGUAUUGCCUUUGUCUGCUGGUUUUUGUUUUUUUCCUUUUCUGAGGCAACUAAAUGGUAUGUUCCCUUUAAAAGCUUUAAAUAAAGAUUUGUUUAUAUGCUC
Molecule: messenger RNA, 7532 nt
Organism: Chroicocephalus ridibundus (black-headed gull)
Lineage: Eukaryota; Metazoa; Chordata; Aves; Charadriiformes; Laridae
Gene: MDM2
Product: MDM2 proto-oncogene
Exons: 12
Coding region: 213-1667 (484 amino acids)
Biological process (GO): regulation of gene expression; negative regulation of apoptotic process; protein ubiquitination
Cellular component (GO): nucleus
Molecular function (GO): ubiquitin protein ligase activity; p53 binding; identical protein binding
Source: RefSeq, a predicted model, not a curated record